This is a messenger RNA of Arabidopsis thaliana (thale cress), 1249 nucleotides long. Its product is annotated as ureidoglycolate hydrolase. Gene Ontology annotation, molecular function: ureidoglycolate lyase activity. The record is from RefSeq and is marked reviewed. The transcript is spliced from 3 exons. Lineage: Eukaryota; Viridiplantae; Streptophyta; Magnoliopsida; Brassicales; Brassicaceae. Bases 166 to 1014 code for a protein of 282 amino acids.
AAAUUGUAAAUCAAUCAUAACACAUUUUAACUAGCUCUAACACAAACUCUAAAAUUUUAGAUUAAUUCAGACUUGGUAACAAUUUUGACUUAACUACGAGCGUCAUUACCAUUCUAUGCAUCGUUUUACACGAAUUACACUCACAUCUCAAAGAUACAUGUCCACAUGCUACGUACCGAGUAUCGACCACACCCGAUAAACAACGGGACAAGCCCUAGAAUCCCGAAAAGGCAAAAAGGUCCCUUGUUUUCUCUCUUUUUUCAUGUUAAACACAUACUUUUUAAAUUAACAAGAAAGCCCAGAUAUUUUUGGUGUUUUCUUACUGAAUCUAGACUUGAAGAGAAUUUUAGGAAAACUCCAAAAAGCUCGUACGCUAAUUCUUAUCUUCACUUCCAUUUUUCCUGUGGUGAUGGUGAGAGUUCAAGUGUUCCAACGAUGGCGAAAUCCCCGGUAGAGGUGAAACUGAUCCCGAUCGAAGCUACUCCUGAGAAUUUCGCAGACUAUGGUCAAGUCAUCGAAGCCUCUCGUGACGGUGCAGGUUUCGGUCCCAACGACGCUCAACUGGAUCUCUCCAGAGGAAUCCCACGGUUCUAUAUAAUGCGGAUCAGAGAUACACCCUUUGACUUUUCCGUACUCACUCACCACGCGAGCGUGACACAGUGUCUAGGAUCAAUAGGAGGUCAUGUUUGGUACCUUGGAGUGGCUAAACCGACACUUAUUGAAGAUGGUGAUGAUGGAAAGAUGGUAGAUAAAUUGAAAUCAAGGUCUGGUCACUUGUACGCUCCUCCUGCGGUUGAAGAGAUUCGCGUCUUCAGGGUCUCGGGACCAAAGUUUAUUAAACUGAACCACGGUACGUGGCAUGUUGGACCACUCUUCAGUGACAGCUACAUGGACUUCUACAACCUUGAGCUCAGCAACACAAAUGCGGUGGAUCGCACGACAUAUGAUUUCAUCAAAAAUAAAGGAGUCACCAUCCGAGUUGACCCCAACGAUGUUGACACAUCGUCCUCCUAACUCAAUCUUAUCAUCAGUGUGUGCUUCUGUUUUCAUGAAUAAAUUGAGCAAUCGUGAAUAAAAUUUGUAUGCAACUGUGUACAAAUUGUUUUUUUUUUUUUUUUUUUUUUUUCAAUAAAUAUCGAAAAUACUUGUUUUCUCAUAUUUUCAUGUUAAUCCCAUACUUUUAAAAUUGACAAGAAAACCUAAAUAUACUUUGGUGUCUUCUGAUUGAUUUUAAAAACAUUUUGAGUGG